Molecule: messenger RNA, 1107 nt
Organism: Limulus polyphemus (Atlantic horseshoe crab)
Lineage: Eukaryota; Metazoa; Arthropoda; Merostomata; Xiphosura; Limulidae
Product: ribosomal protein S6 kinase alpha-5-like
Exons: 2
Biological process (GO): peptidyl-serine phosphorylation; intracellular signal transduction; protein autophosphorylation
Cellular component (GO): nucleus; cytoplasm
Molecular function (GO): calmodulin binding; calcium-dependent protein serine/threonine kinase activity; ATP binding
Source: RefSeq, a predicted model, not a curated record
AAUCUCUUACUUGCCAGUCAGAGUGAUGAGGCAGAAAUUAAGAUUGUGGACUUUGGGUUUUCCUGUCUCAAGCCGUUGACCAGUGAGCAGCCAAUGCAGACACCCUGUUUCACUUUAAAUUAUGCUGCUCCUGAAGUUUUAAAGCAUGCAGUAGCAGCUCCUGCUGGCAGUGGGGUGGGGUACGAUGAAUCUUGUGACCUGUGGAGCCUUGGAGUAAUUUUGUAUACGAUGUUGUCAGGUAAGGCACCUUUCCAGUCCUACAGUCGAGAAGCAAGCGCCGCAACAGUCAUGCAACGAAUCCGAGAAGGAGAAUUCUCCUUUUCCGAUUCUGCUUGGAAUAUGGUUUCUCAACAGGCUAAGGAUGUGAUAAAAGGACUUCUCACGGUAAAUCCUCAACAGCGGCUCACCAUGAGUGAACUUCGGGCACAAGCGUGGGUUCUAGGACAGAAUCGUUGCAGUGUAACUGACACUCCAUUAAUGGCACCUGGCAUACUCAGUUCGUUACCUUCACCACGUGUUGCAGACACUGCCCUUAGAGCAACAUUUGAUGCCUUUCAUAUGGCUGCUUGUGAAGGAUUUCGUCUUCUAGAUGUAUCUGCAGCUCCCCUAGCUCAAAGGAGAAGACAAAAGAAAAGUUCCACAGAUAUUCAUACAAGCUCUUUGAGCAGUAGCUCUAGCCAGGGUUCCCUUACAAAUGGUCCUCAUACUAGCUCUACUUCCACCCAAGUGUCCACCCCCCAAAAGAUGGCAGACUCUACUAUAUCUUAUGGGUUUGUUCCUCAUAGAGACAAUUCUGUUAACAGUAUUGAUAGCGUCUUUACUUACCCAGAAUCCAAGGUGACAGCCUACCUCUCUCAGUUUUCCUUUGAAGCAGACUCAAGUACAGAUCUUGGCCAGCAGUUUGUACCAACCAAGAGGGCUUACAAGCAUGAAGAUAGAUCUGUUGUUUUAAGUAACCAUGGACCCAUAACCAGGUCUAAAGCAAAAUCUCAAAAGAGAGUGAGUGAAAAUGAUUGUAUUGUUCUUGAAGAAAAGAAAGCUUGUUCAACAGAUAUAAGCUAUAAGCAAGCAAAACGACCCCGUCUUGAAACUAUUGUUAUAGAUUAG